AUGGUUGGACAAGGAGAACUUGCUUCACUGCAGAAGUCCAACGAGGAAGUUGCUCCUCAGAGUGCCUGCUUGAAAGCACACAAUGACAGGCGCAUUUUACAUGGAGCGAGUCCGCUGAUCUGGGAUGAUACACUGGUGCAGCAUGCUCAGGUCUGGGCGGAUCACUUGGCUGCAACAGGUACAUUUCAACAUGACCCAAACCUGAAUGGAGAAGGAGAAAACCUUGCUUUUUUUAGUGGUGUUGCUAGCGACUGUACGGACGCCUUAGUAUUAUGGUACGACAACGAAGAGCCAAAGUAUGAUUAUAACAACCCUGGAUUUUCUUCUGAAACUGGCCAUUUUACACAGGUUGUCUGGAAAGGGACCAAAGCAGUUGGCGUGGCUCAAGCUUCUUCAAUUUCGGGAGCGAUCUACAUUGUGGCUCGUUACAGUCCACAAGGAAACAUUGCGGGAUUGUUCGGCCAAAAUGUGGGAAACAAGCAGUCGAGAUGGUGA
This is a messenger RNA of Orbicella faveolata, 495 nucleotides long. RefSeq lists its product as uncharacterized. Gene Ontology annotation, cellular component: extracellular region. The record is from RefSeq and is a predicted model, not a curated record. NCBI's taxonomy places the organism in Eukaryota, Metazoa, Cnidaria, Anthozoa, Scleractinia, Merulinidae.